UGGUAGGUUACUGAGCGGCAGCUGUUGUUAUGUGGCUUUGACCGGCGAUCGUCCGCGUGUGCUGAUUUUCCCGUUGACUUGCACCUUAAAACAUGAGCAGCGCGAAGGCCCCAACAUACGUCGGGUCUGUGAGGCUCAUAUUUGAAGCAGGGACCAAGCUGGAAGCAAAGCCCCAGACGGCGGCGACAGCUGCCACCUACUUCCACCGGUUCUUCCAAGAGUGCGAGCACGACGACUACGACUUCUAUCUGGUGGCAGCGACGGCCAUGUACCUCGCCGGGAAGGUUGAGGAAGACCACCUGAAGAUCCGGGAUGUAAUCAACGUUUUCCACAAGAGCGUCUACCCCAAGUCGGACCCCCUCCCGCUGGCCGAGGAGUACUGGUGCCUGCGAGAUGCCAUUGUGCACUGCGAGCUGCUCAUGCUCAGGGUGCUCCAGUUCAGGGUGUCCGUGGACCACCCCCACAGGUACCUGCUGCACUACCUGUGGUCCCUGCACGACUGGCUGGGGCCCCUGUCGGUGAACGGGGCCUCCGGAGGCUGCCGGGUGCCCCUGGCCCAGGUGGCCUGGAGCCUGCUGUGCGACGUGUACCUCCAGCCGGGCUGCCUGCGCCACCCGCCCCAGGAGAUGGCCGUGGCCGUGCUCCAGGUGGCCCUGCUGGCCUAUGACGUGCGCCUGCCCCAUGCCGAGGAGAGCGACCUCACCUGGUACGAGACUUUCUGCCAAAACCUGUCCAAGGAGAAGCUCUCGGACAUCAUGAUGGACAUCAUCCAGGUGUACGAGGCAGAGGCGGCCUGAGAUUUCCUGGGAACCAUGUCAGAUCACCAUUUUGCACCUCAUUUGCAACACCCUUUUAUCAUGGGACAUUUCAACCUUGUCGAAAUCACAAUAAACUUGCAUGAGCCAUCA
Ixodes scapularis (black-legged tick) is the source of this 908-nucleotide messenger RNA. RefSeq names its product cyclin-Q (gene koko). Gene Ontology annotation, molecular function: cyclin-dependent protein serine/threonine kinase regulator activity. The record is from RefSeq and is a predicted model, not a curated record. Lineage: Eukaryota; Metazoa; Arthropoda; Arachnida; Ixodida; Ixodidae. Gene Ontology annotation, biological process: regulation of transcription by RNA polymerase II. Bases 93 to 797 code for a protein of 234 amino acids. The transcript has 6 exons. Gene Ontology annotation, cellular component: nucleus.